AUGUUGUGCAAACUUUGUAACAUACUCUAAGAUCAAUCUCACCUUCUUUCCGUGCUGUGUAACUCUGUAGCUCUGAUAUCAGAGAACAAUACAGCACAGGUACAGGCCAUUCAGCCUUCAGUGUUGUGCUUACCCAAUUAAAUUAGUAACCAAAUGGCCGACUAAACUAAUCCCCUCUGCCAACACAAUGGCCAUAUCCCUCCAUUUCCUUCACAUUCAUGUGCCGGUUUAUAGAACAUGGAUUCUGUGUUCCAUAGCCCGGCACCCAGGGCUCCGCCGCCUGGGUUCCACGGAUCCCUUUGUUAACGGUAGGAGUCCAUGGCAUAAAAAAGGCUGGGAACCCCUGCACGAUGCAGCACGAGAUAACAGCAGUACAACCCGUUGAUGGAGCAGAACAUAGCCACACGGUGGUGAGCUUACGGGGAGAGGACACUGCCUUGUAGGGCAGCCUGUGUUCUCUUCUCUAUCUAGUCUCCUCUGCUCUUGAACUGCCUCUGGCACUUGGUGCUGAAGGGAAGCAGCUGCAACAUUCUGCUUUAGAUCUUGAGGACUAUUUCUAAAGCAGAAAAUGUGCUGGUGGAAUUCAGCAGUUUGAGUAGAAUCUGUGGGAGGAAUGGAACUGACGAUGUUUUGGGUUGAAAUCCUGCUUCGACCUGACCACCACUCACCCCACCGAGCUGUUCAACCAGCUGAGCUCCCCAGCGGGAUGCUGCAUCUGUAGGUCCUCUGAUCUCUGGACUCUGACGUGUGCUAAGUGAGUUUUUUUUUCCCGGUCAGUAUUUAUCACCAAGUACAAGCACGCAUAUUAAAGCUUCUCUUUAUUUCCCAUGUCAAAACGUGCAGAGCAAUGUGCGGCUUGCGUCAAUAACAAAGCAGCUGGGGGCAGCUCACAGGUUGUCGCUGGACUUCACGGCCACAGCUCACUAACAUUAACCUGGACGUCUUUUGGAACGUCGGAGAAAACCAGAACACUUGGGGGAAACCCAGGCGCUCACAGGGAGAACUUACAGACAGCGGCGGAAAUGAACCUGGGUGGCUGGUUCUGUUGUAGUGUUACACUAACCGCUAUGUAACUGUAAUAGCAUUGCGCUGGGGCGCUGCCGUGCCACAUUUUAGUAGGCAACAGUAAACUAUAAGGCAAAGUGCUGUGUCAGACAGGUAUAAACGUACAUUAGGAUACUGGAUAGGGACUCUCCUGUCCUCCUGUCCUCUCAGGAGGUGGGUGUGUGUGCUGGUUUAACAUCUUUGCUGAAAAUGUUCCGGCAAUGUGUUUGUGCCUCACUCUCGUCUCAAUAAAGGAACUGAUUGGCCUUUGCCCCCAGUGUUCUAGCAGAGCACUGCGGCCGUCCAACUGAAAAGAAGACUUUAGUCGCUGAGACAGUAAAAUGUGCUUUACUGAUUAACGGUCACCGUCCGACCAAGGUGACAAUAAAUAUGUUGUUUGCUUGGAAAUAUCUGAACCCCAGCGACCCUCAGCCUCCAGAACACAGCACCAAAGAAAACACCAAGGUUCACACUGAAAGUUUGUUUUUGCACUAAAUCGCAGAGGUGCGGAAUGGUUGAAAGAGAAGGGCUUAUCCAAACCAGAUUUGCAUUACAAACGAUUCAGUCACAGCGUGUACAACUACACAACCUUCUGGCUUGAGGAGGAACAGGGGGUCCUUUAUGUUGGAGCAAGAGAGGCCAUCUUUGCUCUCAAUACGGAAGACAUCAAUGACAAGUCCAUGAAAAUGGUGCAGUGGCAAACCGUACCUAAUGAAAGAGUGGAUUGUCGAAAUAAGCGAAGGAACAAUGAGAUGGACUGUUAUAACUACAUUCGUUUUCUGCAAAGAUUCAAUGGAACACAUUUAUUCACCUGUGGCACCCAUGCAUUUCAUCCUCUGUGUGCCUACGUUGAGAUUAAAAACUUCACCCUAUCGGCUACCGUUGAGGGAAAAGAGAGAUGCCCUUAUGACCCUGCAGUCGGAUACACAGGCCUCAUUGUCGACGAUAAAAUCUACACUGCCACGCUCUAUGGGUUCCACAGCGGACAGGCGGAUAUCAAAAGGAACUUCCAAGACCGUUCGUUCAGGAUGGACGACUCCGUUCCUUACUCGUUGAAUGAGCCGAACUUCAUCGACUCCGUGUUACUGAGGGAGAGUGACAACAGCUCUGUGGGCGACGAUGACAAGAUUUACAUCUUCUUCACGGAGAAGCUGGGGGAAGAGAAUGCAUUUAAUGGAAAGCCGCUGGUGACCAGGGUGGCCCGGAUUUGCAAGAGUGAUGAGGGGGGAAUGAGAAUUCUCCAGAGGAAAUGGACGUCUUUUCUAAAGACCCGGCUUGUGUGUUCAAUCCCAGAGUACAACUUCCAUUUUAACAUCUUGAGGAGUAUCUACGUGUUGAACCAGGAGCACUGGCAGGACGCCGUGUUUUAUGGAGUGUUUGUAUCCCAGUGGCAAAACGUAGAAUCAUCCGCCGUCUGUCAGUACACCUCUGCAGACAUCCGGAAGGCAUUUGAAGGGCCAUACAAGGAAGAUCAGGAAUCUCCGCGGCGGUGGUCAAGGUACACGAACAAACUCCCAGAGCCACGCCCAGGAUCGUGCAUCACAGAUGAAUUUCGGAAAGCUAAAUUCAGGACGUCACGUGACCUGCCGGACAACGUACUGAGCUUUGUGAAGAAGCAUCCACUGAUGGAUGAAGAGGUCAGACCUGUGGGAGGUCGCCCACUCUUCACGAAGAAGGAAGUGAACUACACAAAGAUCGUAGUGGAUACAGUCACAGCACUGGAUGGUAAACAGUACAACGUCAUGUUCAUUGGCACAGAUAACGGCUGGAUCCACAAAGUGGUGAGCUCUGGAGCCAGCACGCACAUCGUUGAGGAGAUCCGGCUGUACGAGGAUCUACAGCCUGUGGAAAGCCUGGUAUUAGCCAGAGCCCAGGGGACCCUGUUCGUUGGAUCGCAGAGAGGGGUGACUCAGCUCCCCGUGUCCCAUUGUCACAUCUAUGACAGCUGUUGGGAUUGUGUCCUGGCUCGAGAUCCUUACUGUGGUUGGGAUGGCAGCGUUUGCCAGGAUAUUCGAAUGCAGGAGAACAGAGCGAGUCUGAUUCAAGACAUUACGAACGGGAACAAAGGGUGUUUGGACAGCGACCCGAAUGUUACAAGCAGAAAAGUCCAGCUGGGAUCGGACGUGCUCCUGCAGUGCCCACUUAGUUCGAACACAGCCACGGUGCAAUGGGAAGUCAACGGGACAGAAAUGCCCAGUGGUGAUGGAACACGGUACUGGCGAGGAGAUAGCUCACUGGUGUUGAGGAACACGCAGGUUGUCAACAGUGGAAUAUACAGCUGUCUCGCCCAGGAAAAUGGGGUGAGCCAUGUGAUGGCCUCAUACAACAUCAGUGUGACAGACGACUCGCAACUUUCCACGCAUAUUUUGCCUCAGUACCAGUUGUCUAAGGGCCGGGAGUUCAUCUAUCUGAUCCUCGUCGCCGUGCUGGGUGCCUUCUCCAUUGUCCUGAUCUCUCUGUCCAUCUACCUUGUCCGCUCACCCACCAAGCGGGGCAACUACGAUAUGCGGCUUCCCCGCUCAUCGCUGGUGGAGCUGCAGAACAUCUCAGGCAGCUGCCCAGGCAAGGCCGAGGAGGGCGAGGAGCGGAGGUACUCCGGCGAGCGCUUCCUGAAGAUCAUCCCCGGCGAGGGAUCCACGGCCGGCAACCACCGCGCCCAGGCCGCCGAGCUGCUGCCCCCUCCCCCGCCGCCGCCACCCCUCCCGCUCACCGCCGACUCGGCGGGCUCCACCCCCAACGGCCUGCCCGGGCUGCCCCACGUGCUGCGGAAGAUGAACGGCAACAGUUACGUGCUGCUGCGACAGGCCGGCGAGGGGGAGUCCACCUCGCCGCACUACCACUCGUUCACGGAGGAGCUGAGCAAGAUGCUGGAGAAGAGGAAGCACGCCCAGCUGGUGGAGAAGCUUGACGAGAGCUCGGUGUGAGAAGCCAGGCGGGAGCUGGUGCCGCCGACCUCCGAGUGACCUACCUCAUUCAGUAUUCAAGGAAACACCUUUACGUGUUCCACCCCUGACCUUCCACCUCGAAGUCCCGACCCUUCCAGACUUGUACCUUUCAAAAAGCCUGUAAAUACAACUUUGUUUGGAUAAAAGAGAUUUUAUAUGGAAUCUUUGUAAGGACAGGAGGAGACUGAGGUGAGACUUUUGCUUGUGGCCCCGACUCUGCCCCAAGCAUAGAGGUUGACGGGCUUGCUCCCAUUCCUGUCGGGACAAAAUUCUCUUAAAAGACAGUUUGCUACAAGUGGGCAGGACAUUCACUGAGGUGAGUCGGACGUUGAGUCUGUUUGUUACUUUGUCCGGAGUGAUGUUUGUGGAGUGAUAAAAAGCACAUAAGAUUGAUAGCAGAUAUUUGAUAUGUGCAAAUCUGCGAGCAGACAGGAAGAAACUGGUUUGUCACUGGCACAAACUGAGCGAGGGUGUGUCGGCUACUGGAUCGCGUCGACCAGCAGAAGUGAGUGUGAGGAGCCAAAGGCAGCCGAUAUCCUUAUCCUUGUUGAGCACUGGUGAUUAGAGAUGCAUUUCUUUUGCCUCGUGCUACCUUGCACUGCAACGCUGUCUCCCAGACCUCGCUCGCCUUCUUAGAGUCUUAGAAAAAUUCCAACCAGAUCUGCAGAACAUAAAACAGUACAGGUCCUUCAGCCCACGACCUCUUAACAUAGUCCAAGAUCAAUGUAACCCCUGCCUCCCACAUAAACCUCAAUUUUUAUUUCAUCUGUGUGCCUGUCUAUGAGUCUCUUAAAUGUUUCUCAUGUAUUUGCCUCUACCACCACCCCCACAGUGCGUUCUACGCACUUACCAUUCUCUGUGCAAAGCCUACCUCUGAAAUACCCCCUAUACACUCCUGCAGUCACCUUAAAAGUAUGUCCACUUGAUAUAGCAGUUACCGACCUGGGAAAAAGAUAUUGGCUGUCCACUCCAUCUAUACUUAUCUUAUACACCUCUAUCAAAUCACCUCUCAUCCUUCUUUGCUCCAAAGAGAGAAGCCCAUAAUUUGCUCGACAUUUCCUCAUAAGACAGGCUCUGUAAUCCAGGUAGCAUCCUGGCAAAUCUCCUCCGCACCCUCUCUAAAGCAUCCACGCCCUUCCUGUAAUGAGGCGACCGGAACUGAACACGAUUCUCCAUAUAGCCCAUAUCGGGCUUAAUUCUGAGCUGUGCUGAUCUGGAACCAAGAGUUGGUGUGGGAGUUCGGCUUCAGGACCUAAGGCACAUUGCCCAGUUCAGUUGUGUUCUGAUUAGAUGUUUGCAUCAAAUGAUGUGCAUUCCUGGGAGCCUUUACAACGGACAAACGUGCAUGGUGGAAAAGAAUUCUUCAAAAAAAAAAUUGUCUGGUCUCUCGUAAAAGAGGGUUUCACUGUUGAGCCUUGAAAAUGCAUAGAAAUAGGUGUGAUUCAAUCAUUUAACAUCCUAUUUGUAAAGUGUAAAGGAACUUUUUACCUCAACAGUACUUAGUUACAGUAGAAUAGAUGCCAAGGCACGUGGCCAUUGGGAGGCAGUGAUAGACUCCAAGGUUUAAGGUAAAGCAAGAGGGGUGGGGUUUACUGAGUACAGGGAGACAGUAAAUAUGGUUGUGGACGAGAUGAUCAAGAACAUGGAGUUGAACAUGUUCUUGCAAUAGUUUACUAUGGCUGUGGGGUAUCUUGUUGCUUGUCUGAUGAUGGGGGUUUGUUGGUGUGAGGUCAUUUAUCUUGCGGCAGGUGGGAGAGGCAAGAGUGCAGGGCAAGGGAGUCCAAUGCUCAACCAGCUGGGUUUUAAGAACAACUCAACAGGGGAUGUGUUGAAUCAGCUCUUUGCCUGGCUGACCUCUGGUGCCUCAAGUACAGAGACUGAGGACACCACAGAGAAAGGGUAAGUGAAGGACUUUAGGACUUUAUUCCCUAGAGCACAGGAGAAUGAAGAGAGAUUUGAAAGAGGUGUACAAAAUUAUGAGUGGUAUAAAUAGGGUAAAUGCAAGCAGGGUUUUCCCAGUGACAUUGGGAAAGACUAGAACUAGAGGAUUAAAAGUGCAAGGUGAAAAGUUUUUAAGGGGAACACGAGGGAGAACUUCUUCACUCAGAGGGUGAUGAGAUUGUGGAACGAGCUGCCAGCAGAAUUGAUGGAUGCAGGUUUGAUUUCAACAUUUAAGAGAAAUUUAGAUAGGUAGAGGGAUGGGGGAGGCAUGAAAGGCCACGGUCUGGGUGCAGGUCAAUGGGACUAGGUAGGCUGGGUUUGGCAUGGACUAGAUGGGCCUGUUUCUAUGCUGUGGUACUCUAUGAAGCAAAACAGUCGGUUAACCUGGGGAGGGAGAAGGGUGGGGUAGGGAAGAAUGUUUUGUUAGCCUGAAGAAUGGUUGGUUAACCUGGGGAAUGAAAAGGGCAGGGUAGGGAUGAAUUUCCAGGUGAGGUGACACUUCACCUGUAUUCCAGGUGAGGCGACACUUCACCUGUGAGUCGGCUGGGGUGAUAUACUGCGUCCGGUGCUCCCGGUGUGGCCUUCUAUAUAUUGGCGAGACCCGAUGCAGACUGGGAGAUCGUUUCGCUGAACACCUACGCUCUGUCUGCCAGAGAAAGCAGGAUAUCCCAGUGGUCACACAUUUUAAUUCCAUGUCCCAUUCUCAUUCUGAUAUGUCUAUCCACGGCCUCCUCUACUGUAAAGAUGAAGCCACACUCAGAUUGGAGGAACAACACCUUAUAUUCCGUCUGGGUAGCCUCCAACCUGAUGGCAUGAACUUUAACCCCUCAAACUUCCGCUAAUGCCCCACCUCCCCCUCGUAUCCCAUCCAUUAGUUAUUUAUAUACACACAUUCUUCUUCUUUCUCUCCUUUUUCUCCUUCUGUCCCCCUCACUAUACCCCUUGCCCAUCCCCUGGGUUUUCCCCCCUCCCCCUUGUCUUUCUCCCUAGGCCUCCUGUCCCAUGAUGCCCUCAUAUCCCUUUUGCCAAUCAACUGUCCAGCUCUUGGCUCCAUCCCUCCCCCUCCUGUCUUCUCCUAUCAUUUUGGAUCUCCCCUCCCCUUCCCACUUUCAAAUCUCUUACUAUCUCUUCUUUCUGUUAGUCCUGACGUAGGGUCUCGGCCCGAAACGUCGACUGUACCUCUUCCUAGAGAUGCUGCCUGGCCUGCUGCGUUCACUGGCAACUUUUAUGUGUGUUGCUUGAAAUUCCGGCAUCUGCAGAUUUCCUCGUGUUUGGGUAGGGAUGAAUGUUUUGUUAACCUGAAGAAUAGUCAAUUAACCUGGGGAGGGAUAAGGGCGGGGUAGGGAUGAAUAUUUUGUUAACCUGAAGAAUGGUCGGUUAACCUGGGGAGGGAGAAGGAGGGGGUAGGGAAGAACGUUUUAUUAACCUGAAGAAUAGUCAGUUAACCUGGGGAGGGAGAAGGACGGGGUAGGGAAGAAUGUUUUGAUAGCUGAGUAGGCUAUUACAUGUCUCAGCAUUGCGCGCGGAGCCAGGUUAGUACAGGUAACAUCUCUCUCCCCUGAGAACAACUAAUAAACCGAAUUAGACUGGAGACUGGGGUAAUACUGGGAUUAGCGUUUUGAGCAUUGAGGUCCAUGGGAUGGGUGCAAGAAAGUGUGGGAAUAUGCCUUUGAGGUAGAUCAGUCGUGGUCUCGUUAAAGGUCAGAGCAGACAUAAAGGGCCAAACAGUCCAUCCUUGCUUCUCUUUCUUAUGCCUCCUUUCCAGAGUGAGACAGAUCUAUCUCCAUUAGCCAAACCUCUUCACAAGAGAAGACUUCCAUCUGGAUUGAUCCCAAGUGUCAAAACUGAAAGGUCAUCUGCUGUGAAAGAGGCCAUUUCAACUGCAGGGAACUGGUUGUUAGUCAUCAGUGAGACAGCUAUUGAGGUUACUGGGAGCCUGGUGGCCAACUGGAUGAGAUCUUGAUAUCAGAUGGGCGGGCAGUUCGAUGGUGAACUGAUGGGGGCAUGAGACAGGUAACUGUAGCAACCCGACACAAAGCGAAGCACCAGUCAGGAACUGAGACUGAAAGAGAGUCCCAGAUCAUUGGAACUAGAAGGCUAUCAAUAAUAAUCUGGUUAAAAUGUUUUGUCAAAUAUUAAUAAACACAGAAAGACCCAUAGAUAUGAGCUGUAACUCUUGCAAUUGAGAUAUAUUUUUGGAAUGAUGUGUGAGAGUGGGGUCUAAUUGUUCCUAAUCCAUAUUGGAGUUUGUAUAUGUUUCCUGGCCAAUUCUGCAAUGUAACCAGUGUAAAUUAUUUGUGGAUCAUGCUGUACAUCUGUACAUUAAAUUAAUCUUUUAUCCAUUCUUAUUGUGUUCGUUAAUACAUUACCUCUAAUAUAAAACACUGGUGUUGUGCCUUUCCCAAUUACAACUUAAAGCCCAGAAUUUACAUUUUAAUCCACUGACAGACAUCUGGGGAAAACCAGCAAUUACAAUCCGUCGCUAGCUUCCCACUCAGCUGAGCGCUGUUGUGCUAUGUCAGGGAGUUCGACGUGUCGUGCAUUCAGAGAUGCUUUUCUGCACACCGCUGUUGUAACACAUGGU
This is a messenger RNA of Mobula hypostoma (lesser devil ray), 8514 nucleotides long. It is a transcript of the gene sema4gb, whose product is annotated as sema domain, immunoglobulin domain (Ig), transmembrane domain (TM) and short cytoplasmic domain, (semaphorin) 4Gb. NCBI's taxonomy places the organism in Eukaryota, Metazoa, Chordata, Chondrichthyes, Myliobatiformes, Myliobatidae. Gene Ontology annotation, molecular function: semaphorin receptor binding; chemorepellent activity. Gene Ontology annotation, cellular component: plasma membrane. The coding region runs from base 1725 to 3968 and encodes 747 amino acids. The transcript is spliced from 14 exons. The record is from RefSeq and is a predicted model, not a curated record. Gene Ontology annotation, biological process: negative regulation of axon extension involved in axon guidance; negative chemotaxis; positive regulation of cell migration.